Adelges cooleyi (spruce gall adelgid) is the source of this 662-nucleotide messenger RNA. RefSeq lists its product as uncharacterized. NCBI's taxonomy places the organism in Eukaryota, Metazoa, Arthropoda, Insecta, Hemiptera, Adelgidae. The transcript is spliced from 4 exons. The record is from RefSeq and is a predicted model, not a curated record. The coding region runs from base 67 to 633 and encodes 188 amino acids.
UGCAAUAUAUUACAACCACAAUAUUUGGUUUUUUAUUUUGGUGAAUUUUUACAAAAAAAUAUAACCAUGUGUAACGUGCUUUCCGCAUUGGUGUUGGUCUUGGGCGUUGCCAGCAUGUUCUUAGAAAAGGCCCAAAGCUGUGGCGGUUACGACUUGGAAAUCGAUUACAUGAGGAACUGCGACUCAAACAAUGUCAUAGAACUUUCCAACAACUUCUCGGUGUCUUUGUCCAAGGACUGUAUGCUCGAGUUUAACGGUUGUGUCAUAGCACACGAAGACAUCACUAGUGCCGAAGUGGAAUAUACCGUUCACAAGGACGGGGUAUCGCGUUCCGGCAAAAAGGACGGAUGCCAACAAAUGGGCGAUAAAGUGCAAGACUUUGAAAUCGCCGUGGAACUUUUAGGACUACCGCAGCAUUGUCCGGUGAAAAAGAACACGCUGUGUCUGAACAAGAAAUCCGUGGACGUGAGCAAGUACAAGUUGAGGAUGAACUUGUUGAUGGGCCACAUCAGCGGAAAAUCGAUGAUGACCAGCGACGGUGGCGGCAAAACCUGUACAGAGUUCUCGGCCCACGUGGUCAACCGCGUGGCCAAAGCCAUCCCCGGACGACAUUACAUACCGGUCAUCGGUUAACCCCCAUCCCCCGCCAAAAAUAACAAAAA